Molecule: messenger RNA, 1844 nt
Organism: Solanum lycopersicum (tomato)
Lineage: Eukaryota; Viridiplantae; Streptophyta; Magnoliopsida; Solanales; Solanaceae
Product: geraniol 8-hydroxylase-like
Molecular function (GO): iron ion binding; heme binding; monooxygenase activity
Source: RefSeq, a predicted model, not a curated record
UAAUUUCAUAGCUAGCUAGUUCAUAAGUCAAGAAAAUAUAGAGCAAAAUGGACUACAACAUUUUGAUAGGAGUAUAAUUUGCUUAUUUUUUGGUGUAUGGAGUUGUUAUUUGUUCACUUAGAAGAAGCAAAAGAGUUGCACCAGGUCCCUUUCCUUUGCCUAUCAUUGGAAAUCUUCAUUUGCUUGGUGACAAACCUCACAUAUCACUUACUCAACUCGCGAUAAAAUAUGGUCCAAUUAUGAAUCUAAAAUUGGGGCAAAUAAAUACAGUAGUCAUUUCCUCAUCAGUCUUGGCUAAACAAGUCAUGCAAAAGCAAGAUUUGAGCUUUUCCAGCAGAUCUGUUUCUGAUGCACUCUAUGCUUGCAAUCAGUCUGAUUUCUCUGUUGUUUGGUUACCUGUCAACUCUCAAUGGAGAACAUUUCGAAAGAUUAUGAACUCUCACAUCUUCUCACGUCACAAUCUUGAUGUUGGUAAGCAUCUAAGAUCUGAAAAGGUCCAGCAGCUGAUUGACUACUGUCAUAAGAGUGGGCAAAAUUGUGAAGCAGUAAAUAUUGGAAGAGCAGCAUUUAGAACUACCUUAAAUCUGUUGUCCAACACCAUUUUCUCAAAAGAUUUAACUGAUCCAUUCUCUGAUUCUGCUAAGGAAUUUAAGGAUUUGGUGUGGAACAUCAUGGUUGAGGCUGGUGAACCCAAUUUAGUAGACUAUUUCCCCUUUCUCAGGAAAAUUGAUCCACAAGGUAGAAGGCGACACAUGACAAAUCAUUUUACUAAGGUUCUUCAACUUAUGAGUGGUUUAAUUGAUGAGCGAUUAAACGAAAGGAAGAUAAGAAACCAUAUAAAUAGUGAUGUUUUAGAUUCACUUCUCAAUAUUUUCCCUCAAGAAAUCGAUAGGAAUCAUAUCGAGCAUCUUUUCCUUGUGGACAUGUUUGUAGCAGGGAGCGAUACGACAUCAAAUACAUUGGAGUGGGCAAUGGCUGAACUACUCAAGAAUCCACAUACUUUGGAGAAAGCACAAGAAGAACUUGCAGAUGUGAUUGGUAGAGGAAAACUAAUACACCCACCAGUUCCAUUCUUAAUCCCACGCAAAACAGUGGAAGAUGUUGAGUUUUGUGGCUACAUUAUUCCAAAAGACUCACAAGUUCUUGUGAACAUAUGGGCAAUAGGGAAUGACUCUAGUCUAUGGGAAGACCCUUUGGACUUUAAGCCGGAGAGGUUUUGGGAGUCAGAUAUAGAUGUUAGAGGUCGGGAUUUUGAGCUAAUUCCAUUUGGCGCUGGUCGAAGAAUAUGCCCUGGAUUGCCUUUGGCUAUCAAGAUGGUUCCAGUAACACUAGGUUCAAUUCUAAAUACCUUUAAUUGGAAGCUCCAUGGUGGAAUUGCACCUAAAGAUUUGGACAUGGAGGAAAAAUUUGGUAUUACACUGGCAAAAGCUCAACCUCUGUUAGCUAUCCCUGUUCCACUAUAGAGGUUAGAACAAACUUAAGAUUUUAAGUUAGCAAAUUAAGAUUACAAUAGUAUCAGUAUUUCUUUAUACACUAGGUAGUGAUGCCCAUGCCAGACAUGGAUUCAAUGUUUAUGAACAAACACCAAUAUCAUGUAUGUCAUAAACAAAAGGUAUUUAUGUACCAUCACAAUAUUAUCAUUAUACAAAGCUUAGAUCUUAAAGACACGAUGUGUUAUCACUCCUUAGUCCCAAGAGUUUGAAGACUCAAUAAACAAAUAGACGCACGUUCUGUAUAUGAUAAUUUAUGUCCUACAUGUAUUAUGUUACAUAGAAUUCAUAUGUCUACUUGUAUACCGCCAAAGUUGAGGACAUAAAUAUGAAAUGAUGUCAAGUUAAAGUGUA